Messenger RNA from Rhopalosiphum padi (bird cherry-oat aphid), 6205 nucleotides. It is a transcript of the gene e(y)3, whose product is annotated as titin homolog. Bases 320 to 4801 code for a protein of 1493 amino acids. The record is from RefSeq and is a predicted model, not a curated record. NCBI's taxonomy places the organism in Eukaryota, Metazoa, Arthropoda, Insecta, Hemiptera, Aphididae. The transcript is spliced from 13 exons.
UGAAAUAUGGAGUCAGGGGUUUGGGCUAUGGAGUUUGGAAUGAGCUAUGAUUGAUGAAUGAUGAUCGACUUAACGUUUACCAGUGACUUAAUUUUUAUUGUCAUUCGUCCGACUAACUGCUUCUAAGUGUUAUAAUAAUUAUUGUGUUUGAAGUUUAAAUUCAGCUUACGUUUUAAUGUUCUCAUGUGUUAUUGCUGAAAUUACACUUAAUGCUGUUUUCUGUUGGAUUCAAUUAGUAAUAAAUACAACUCUUCAGAAAAACUGAUGUUCCAACUUUAAUCGUACUUGUAAGUUGUACUAUAACACACGACUGAUCAAUAUGGAAGAGGAAAAAGUUGCUACUGAUGUUUCUGAAAAGCGUAAAGUUGAGGAUGAUAAUGUAAAUCCUAAACCUAAUCCUAAACGAAUUAAACUUGUCCGACCUGUAUUUUCACCAGUUGCCAAACCUCCAAUCUCCACAACCUCAGAAAUCGAUAAAUUAGAAGUUCUACCUACAGAUAUACCUAAAUCUAAUAUUAUACAAUCAACAGAAAUAUCUAAAUCUACUUCACAAUCAAUAGAAAUACCUAAAGCUACAGUACAACAAACAGAACUACUUAAAUUAAAUAAUUAUUCUGUUUCCAAAGUUCCAACUGAGGUUGAAGCUUUACAAUGUACUGAAAAAUCAGUUGAUCAACUAGAAAUAAUAAAAACAUCAAUUGCCCCAGAAGCUGUCAAAAAGCCUGCAGUCAUGAUUCACAGUCCUGAAGAACAAAUUGAUACCAGUUCUGAUGCUUUAUAUAUAAAAAAUAUGUUUAGUGAAGAGACAAAAAAAGAAUUGGAACAUUUAAAAAAAAAUAUUUUCAAGAUUGAUGAUGAUGGAUCAUCUUCAGAAAAUGAUAGUCAACCCAAGCGACCUCGAUUGAAGCGGCCGACCUUUGUUACAUCAACUGUGGAAGUUAAAAAUGAACCUACUGAUUCAAAAAUAUUUAAUAAAAUAAAUGAAACGUCUAGAUUAGAUUCAGUAAAAUCUGAUUGUGAAGAUAAUACUAACAAAAAUAUUGAAAAACCUAGUGAAAAAUUAUUAAGUGCUGAAGAAAAGAUUGACCAAGCAACAAAAAAUAUUAAUGAGGACGUAAGAUUAAAACAGUUAGGCCAAGUCAAAAUUUAUGUUGAAGAUAUAAUAAAGACACAGUCUAAUAAAAUUGCCAAUAUUAAUAGAGCUAAAGAAGAAAAAUCUACCGCAUUCAAUUCUGUUGUUAAAUUAGUUGAAAACAAAACUGAUGUAACAAAAAGCAUUGAAGUGGAUAAUGUUCAUGAUGUUGAUAAAACAAAGCCUAUCCAAAUAGAGACUAUUGCACAAGAAUUUACUGAUUUAAAAGAAAAGGAAAAUGUAUUAGUUGAGGAAAAAUCUAUUGACAAAAAAGUUAACUUAAAAGUUGAAGAACAAGAAUAUAUAGUAAAAGAAAAAUUAACUGAAGAAAAUAACCUUAGUAAAGUAACUUAUGAAAACUUUUCAGACUCUAAUAUUGUGAAAGAAAGUGUCAAUGACAACUAUAGAGUGGUUUUGGAAAGGUAUGUUGACAAACAAUGUAAAGCACAAGAUAAAAACCCUAGUCCAAUAAUUGAGAAACCUAAAGACGAAAAGUCUAUAGUAGAAACUAGUUAUGAAUGUACUAAUGAGUAUAAUAAAAGCAAUGAUGAAAUCAAUAGUGAAUGUAAUAUUAAUGAUAAAAUAAAAGAUAAAUUAUGUGAUUCAGAAUUAGAUAAUUCUCAAAAAGCUGAUGAUAUUACUUAUUUAGAAAAUAAAAAACAAAAAUCUCCUAAAAACAUACAUGUUGAAGAUGAAAAUAAGCAUACUACUAUUAUGUUAUCAAAUGAAGUACUAGGCAAUGAUAUAAAACAGAAUAACGAAGAAAAAGACUCUCAAAUGUUUAAAUCUGAUAUUUUAAAAGCAGCUCUUAUGUCAAAAAAAUCUCCUGAAUCACUUGGAAAUUCUUUGGAUGUUUAUGAUCAACCUUCUGCUAAUCUACCUGUGUUAGAAACUAAACAAAAUGAAAAUUUACCAAAACUGGGUCAAGACACUAUAGUUAAUAAAAUAGAAGCAGAAAUAAAUCUUGCUAUUAAAGAUCAGCCAACUAAAAUUAAAAAAUCACAAAAUAAGAUUCUUAGUAAUGUAACAGAAAUGUCUAAAGAAGCAUGUAGCUCUGUUUGUCUUGAUGAAAACGCAUCAGUUGGUAAAAUUGACGAGCCUCCAAAAUGGGGAUCAGCUAAAAUGAAUGAAGUAGAAAAAUUUUUAAAUGAUUCUAAUGUAACCAUUACUCCUAUUUGUAAGUCUCAAGAAUCACCCAAACUUGGUAAAAUAACAUUGAAAUUACCUAAAGUUGGAAAUCCAGAAAUUAAAUCUGAAACUACAGUUCGUCCAGAUGUUAAAUCUGAAUUGAUAAAAAAAAUCACAAAUAAGCAUAUUGCUAUGGGAGAUAGUCCUUUAAAAAAUGCUCUUUCUCAACCUUCUAAAUCUUUUAGUGACUUUGCUACUAUUAGACCUGCACCUAAACUUAGUGCUGAACAAAUAGCUCUUUUAGAACAACAAAUUUUAAAUACCCCCAAAAAGAGGGGUAGACCACCAAAAGCUUUGGCUCAACAAAAACAAUUAUUGUUAGAAUAUCAACAACAACAACAGUCAAAAGUUCAAGAAGGCAGUACUGAAAAUGAACCUAUUUUUCAUGUUCCAUUAUUUGAUAUGGAAGACAUGAGUGGAGGGACAGGAAUGUUUGAUUCAUUUGAAGCAUCAACACCAAAGCGAGGAAAGGGUAUUAGAGGUAAAGGUAGUCGUGGGCGAAGAGGUCGAGGAGGUCGUGGUGGUAGUAGUCGUGGCCGCGACGGAUCAGACAGUGAUACUGCAUCAAAUAGUAGGCGUAUAGAUGACGAAGGAGAAACUUUUCAUGAAGAAAUGAAUCAAGAGGAAGAAACCAAACAAGUAGCAAUGAUAGAAGCUGAACGACUUAGAAAAGAAGAAGAACGUGAAAGAAAAUUAGAAGCAAGGAAAAAGAAAAUAAAACUCCGUAAUGAUAUUUUAAAAGAAAAGAAAUUGAAAAAGAAACAAAGAGCAGAAGAAAGAAGACUUCAGUGGCAUGAGAAAAAAAGGCUUAUGCAAGAAGAAAAGGCCCGAGCCGCUGAGAUGAAAAAAUCUCUUCCACCACCUCAAAACUUUGAUGAUGAGACUCGUAUGAGUGCUGAUUGUAAUAAUAGUCUGUCCCAAUCUGCUAGGAAUUUCAUGAUGGGUGAUGAAGAUUUAUCUAUCAGUGGUACAAAUGAUAGUAUUAGAAUGAAGAAAGGAAGAAUGGAAGUCAUUGAUCUUGAAAGUAAUAAAACAUUAACGGUUGAUCAAAUUGCUGAAUAUCAAUGGCCAUUGGAAGGUGGAGAAUUGUAUAUGAUUCAAGAACAAAUAUCUAAUUUUUUGGGUGUUAAAUCAUUCAAAAGAAAAUACCCAGGAUUGAAGCGUCGUAAUGUUGAAGCUGAAGAACGAACAUUCUUAUGUGACAGUGGAUUGGUUGCUGAAUCAUUAUGUGAUCUUGGCUUAACAGUUUUGUAUAGUUCGGAAGUAUUAGAUGUCAUGUAUACAGAUUUUCCAGAAAAAUAUGAAGAACUGAGAGAAUAUAUGAGACUUAAACACGCCAAAGAAUUAUCUAAUCGACAAAGAGCAUUGAUGACAAUAAGUUCAAAUAAUGAUGGGUCAAAGUUAGAUUUACGUGAUAGAGCUAUGGAAGCUGUAGCCAAUUGGAAUGCCAAUUUAAACAAGUCACGUCUAGAAUCUCGUAAGUGUUCAAUGGAUAUGCAAACAUUUAUUGUACAUUAUCCAAAAAAUAAAUGUAAGAAAAUGGCUAUUCCUAAACCUAAAAUUGGCAGUUAUCCAUUGGCUUUACUACCUGGACAAUUCUGUGAUUACUACGCAACAUACUCUAGUGAAGAUUUACGUUACUUGCCAAUGAACACUGUUAUGUAUGGUCCUUUGAAAUCUGUAGAUAAAGACUUUCCUGUUUCAUUAAGCAGCCAAUCUGAAUCUGAAGAUAGCUCUUCUGACGACUCUAGUGAUAGUGAUGAUUCAAUUGACGUUGACAACAAAUCUGACAAAAAUUGUUUGGAGUAUGGUCCGAGCGAUAAAAAAGGAGCUGAAUGCAAACUAUGUUUUGGCACUGCAGAUAAGAAUAAAAUAGGAUCGGUCGAACCAUUGAUUCAUUGUUUUAAAUGUUUAACAAUUUAUCAUCCAACAUGUUUGGAUAUGACAUUGGAGAUGAUUCCAUACAUAAAACGUUACAAUUGGCAAUGUAAUGAGUGCAAAUCUUGUGCUCAGUGUAAAGAAGUGGCUGAUGAAGAUAAAAUGUUAUUCUGUGACCUUUGUGAUAGAGGGUAUCAUAUUUAUUGUGUAGGACUCCGAAGAGUACCUGAAGGUCGUUGGCAUUGUCAAGAAUGUGCUAUGUGUAGUUCAUGUGGGGUUUCUGAUCCAGGACCAGGUGAUUCUAAAUGGUUUUACGAGUUUAAGAAAACUGAAAAAACUGGGUCAAAAGUCUAUUGUCGUACAUUAUGUGCUCCGUGUUCCAGGUCAUGGAAAAAAGGCCAUUUCUGCCCUAAUUGCAUGCGUUGCUAUCCUAUCAAAAACGUCGAGCGCAUGACACAGUGUAACAGUUGUGAUAGAUACUUACACUCAGAAUGCAUCAGUGAAAGUACAUCAAUUAAUCAAGUUGUUACAUGUACUAUAUGUGAGGAAAAAGCAGUUUCUAGAUUAUUAACUACAGUGCCUAGAUCCUUGAUUAAAGUCUGAAUUAAAUUGCUAGGUAUAGCCUAUUCUUAACACAUUAAAAAAUUUGUUUAGAUUUUUUUCAUCUAUUUUAUAGAGUUAAUUCAAAUCCAUUUUUUGCUCAUUAACAUGUAAUUAAAAAUUAAUUGGUUUUAUUUUAAUAUUUUCGUUAAAAAUUGUAUAUAUAUAUUAUUUAAAGGUAAUUGUAAAUACUAAAUAAAUAAAUAAUAGCUGGACUAUUGAUCAAAUCUAAUUGAAUUUAGCAAUAAAACGAUUAUAAAUGAAUCCAUGAGUAAACAAAAUACUUAAAAUAAACUAAUUUAUGAAUCUUGUGAACAUUGAUUAAUUAGUCAUGAUAAAAUCUAAUUAUAUUUGUCAGUUGUUGCCAUAAUAUAUCAAUAAUAUUCAUAAGGAUAUGUAUUUAUAUAUAUAUAUUAUUGAAUAAUUUGUCAAUAUUACAAUUUGUAUUUGAUAAGUAAUUUAUAUUAAAGUAUUAUUCAAUUAACAUGUUGAACAUAAUAAUAUGUACAAAGAAUAAUUGUUUAAAAUUAUUGCAGUUAUAUACCUAAGAUAAAUAUAAUAGAUUGCAUUAAUUAUACAAAUGCUAACAAAUUAGUAAUAACCAUGUUGUGCAUGUGUUUUAUUAGAAAUCUACACUACCUAUAAAUCUUAAUUAUUGUACGUUUAUUUUUAAUUUAUUUUUGUAUAUAAAAUUAACUUUGAUUGCUUUCUAGUUUUGGGUAAUUACUAAUUGAUGCAACUUGAUUUCACAGUUUUUUUUUAAAGUUUUGUAAAUUAUAUAUGUGUUGUACGCAUUGUUGAAUAAUUUAUUUUAUUUUACCGAUUAAAUAAUAUUAUAAUUAAAUAUAAUUUAUUUAUUAUUUUAUUUUUUUUUUUUUGCAAAAAUAAUAUUAUAAACUAAUACACUUUUGGUUAGAUUAAUAGUGUUUUUUUUUUAUAAUAAAUAAUAAUAUUUUCUAUGAAAAUAUAACUGUAUGCAAUUAUCUUAGUGUACUUUUAGAUAUUUUAAGUAAAAAAAAAUUGAUAGAUUUCAAACACUAUGUAUAAUAAUUUUUUUUUUAAAUAUAAAUAUAUGAUUUACCUCAAGUAUAAUUUUUCUUUAAAAUGUUAAUGUUAUACAUAUAAUAAAAUAUUCCUAACUUUUGAAUAAAUCUCUGGUUGGUAGAUACCACACAGUGGUGAAUUAAGGUUUUUGACUCGAGGCUAAUGGUAAUUAUUUAACCUGGGGUUAUUAACUCUAGGAGGUCUGCAUCCCCUCAUCCAUAUUUCUUAGCUUAUUAUAACUUAUUAUUUAUGAUUUGGUAUAAUUUAUUAACAUGAUAAAUACAAAACUAUUAUAUAUAACAUAUUCAUUUAAAGUUUAAAUGUAUUACUUAUUAAAUAUAAUAAAUUUAAGUGUAAUUUAAA